Molecule: messenger RNA, 1300 nt
Organism: Ananas comosus (pineapple)
Lineage: Eukaryota; Viridiplantae; Streptophyta; Magnoliopsida; Poales; Bromeliaceae
Product: protein LURP-one-related 5-like
Exons: 3
Coding region: 266-1087 (273 amino acids)
Source: RefSeq, a predicted model, not a curated record
AACCGGAACCCCACUCGUUGCCACACGUCCAGCGGCUCCCAUUUGCGCAAUUUAUAAUGUGUGGUGGCCUCGGCACGGCAUUCACCUGCAGUUCUCGCCUUUUAAAGCGCCUACUCUACUACUAACAUAGUUUAUAUAGGGUUCCUUUCAUUUUUUUUUUUUUUUCUUUUCUUUUCACUUUUAAAAGAGCAAGCAGCAUCUGGCUUUUGUUGGUGUUUUCAAGUGCGAGCAAGUUGGUAUUGGUAUUGGUAUUGUUUAGUAAUAGAUGGAGAUGGAGAUGGAGAUGGAGAUGGCGAUGGCGAUGGCGAUGGCGAUGGUAGCCGUGGUGGGGGAGGAGUACUGCGCUGAGGGAGAGCGGGAGCUGACGGUGCGGAAGACGUCGGUCUUCUACCCGGGCGACGGCUUCGCUGCCUACGACCACCGGACGGGCGACCUCGUCUUCCGCGUCGACACCUACGCCCUCGCCGACCGCCGCCAGAUGAUGAAGCAGCUCGUCCUCAUGGAUCCCCACGGCGCCUCCAUCCUCACCGUCCGCCGCAAGUGGCCCAGCCUGCACCAGCGGUGGGAGGGGUUCAAAGGAGAGCGAAUCGAAGGCCAGAAGCCUCUCUUCACCGUCAGGAGAUCCUCCAUCUUCGGCGGCGAUCGCAGCGUCGUGGCAGUCGAGGUGCACGCGCCCGCAGCAGCAGCAGCAGCGGCGGUAGGAGAGGUGGAGUACCGGAUUGAGGGCUCCUUCGCACAGCGGUGCUGCCGCGUGCUGUACGGAGGAGGCGGAGGAAUGGGAGGAAGAGUGGCGGCAGCAGAAGAAGAAGGUGGCGGUGAUGGAAUGGGGAUGGUGGUGGCGGAGAUAAAGCGCAAGGUGGACUCCUGCGCGCACGGGGCCGUGGUGCUGGGGAGGGACGUCUUCUCCCUCUGCCUCGCCCCCCGCUUCGACUCCGCAUUCGCCAUGGGCCUCGUCCUCGUCCUCGACCAGAUCAGCGGCGACGACGACGACGACCACGACGACGACGAAGCCGUCUCCGUUAACGCAGCCACCCUCCUGGAGGAGAAUGACUGCGCUAUCGACCGACGGACAAUAGGUAAACCUUGAAGUUCCAUAAUCAUUUUCAACUGUAAGGAAUGGCUGCCUGACAGAUAUCAAUGCCUUCAAUCAGCUUCUGCGUUUUCCUUAUUUGUUUUCUUUUUUUUUUUUUCUCCUGAAUAUUAGAGGUGGACUUACUUUGAACAUAAAUCAAGGUGUUUUGUAACUUGGGAUAUGUUUAAAUGUUCUCAAAGUUUUAGAUUUUAGUCGCAGCGCCUUUAC